Messenger RNA from Bathycoccus prasinos, 579 nucleotides. Its product is annotated as 60S ribosomal protein L9. NCBI's taxonomy places the organism in Eukaryota, Viridiplantae, Chlorophyta, Mamiellophyceae, Mamiellales, Bathycoccaceae. The transcript has a single exon. Gene Ontology annotation, molecular function: structural constituent of ribosome; rRNA binding. Gene Ontology annotation, biological process: cytoplasmic translation. Gene Ontology annotation, cellular component: cytosolic large ribosomal subunit; ribosome. Bases 1 to 579 code for a protein of 192 amino acids. The record is from RefSeq and is a predicted model, not a curated record.
AUGAGACUCGUAAAAACGGAGCGUACGCUCGACAUUCCGGAAGGCGUCACGGUGAAGAUGAGCGGCCGCAAAAUCACCGUCUCGGGGCCGAGAGGCGAACUGAAGAGAGAUUUCAACCACGUCGCGAAGAUUGAUUUACACCACGACAAGGAAAACAACAUGAUUGUCGCGGCGAUGUAUUUUCCGACGAGUAAAAUCACCUCGGCGUUGCGAUCGACGUGCUCGAACAUCAGCAACUUGUUCGACGGCGUUUUGUACGGGUUCGAGUACAAGAUGAGAGCGGUGUACGCGCACUUUCCGAUUAACAUCAACAUCGACGAAAAGAAGGGCGACACGGUGGAAAUUCGUAACUUUUUGGGCGAGAAGAGACCGAGGAAAUGUAAGAUGUUGCCGGGCGUGAAAGCGGAACGAUCGAGCGACGUGAAGGAUCAAAUCGUCUUAACCGGGAACGACAUCGACAACGUUUCCAAGAGCUGCGCGUUGAUCCACGAUUCGUGCUUGGUGAAGAAGAAGGACAUUCGUAAAUUUUUAGAUGGCAUGUACGUCUCCGAGAAGAGAGUCAUGAAGCCGGAUGAAUAA